Hyposmocoma kahamanoa is the source of this 3061-nucleotide messenger RNA. RefSeq names its product sodium- and chloride-dependent GABA transporter 1 (gene Gat). The transcript is spliced from 12 exons. Gene Ontology annotation, biological process: sodium ion transmembrane transport. Gene Ontology annotation, cellular component: membrane. Lineage: Eukaryota; Metazoa; Arthropoda; Insecta; Lepidoptera; Cosmopterigidae. The record is from RefSeq and is a predicted model, not a curated record. Bases 383 to 2209 code for a protein of 608 amino acids.
AAAGCAUGAGGUCGCCCGCCUCGCCGCCAUUUUGUUUUUGACAGCUACGGAACCGUUCGGUUAGGCGCACGUUGCUUUUUUUUAGAAAAACCUGCUUUCGGGUACGCGCGCGAAUUUUCUUUUUUAGUGAUUUUUGUUAUUUUUUAUGAAUAAUGUUGUUGAUGACAGUGUUUAGUGUAGUGUUGCGGUGAUUUUUGAUGCAAGUGUCGCUGUGGGUGAUGCUGUAUGGAUUGCACGUGUUAUAACUAGCAGUUAAAUCCAACCAGUUCUAGUCCAAGUACUUCCAAAAUGUUACUACAGUUCACUUAACUAUAAGGAGAGCAGUGAAGGGACGUGAACAGAAGAGCUACAAACUACCGAAAAGCGAAGAAAAGAAAAAGAGAUGGACACAAAGAAUGACGCGCGUACCGAUGACAUCGAACUUAGUGCUCAGGGAUCUAGUAAUAAGCCUAGUACCGUGGCCACUAAAGCGGACCUGCCUGAACGAGGAACCUGGUCCAGCAAACUCGACUUCAUUCUCUCCGUAAUUGGCUUGGCCAUUGGUCUUGGCAACGUUUGGCGGUUUCCCUACCUUUGCUACAAAAAUGGCGGUGGCGCUUUUCUUAUCCCCUACUUUCUUACGCUUAUUCUUGCUGGUAUUCCAAUGUUCUUCAUGGAAUUGGCUAUGGGGCAGAUGCUUACCAUUGGCGGGCUGGGUGUGUUCAAGAUAGCACCAAUUUUCAAAGGCAUUGGCUACGCGGCGGCAGUGAUGUCAUGUUGGAUGAACGUCUAUUACAUCGUCAUUCUUGCGUGGGCCAUCUUCUACUUCUUCAUGUCUAUGAGAGCAGACGUCCCCUGGAGAACAUGCGACAACUAUUGGAACACCGCAACGUGCGUCAAUCCUUACGACCGCAAGAACCUCAAUUGCUUCUCUUCAGUCAACAACAUGACGUCCUUCUGUGUGCUUAACGGCAGGAAUGUCAGCAAGGCUGCGCUUUCUGAUCCGGUUAAGGAGUUUUGGGAGCGCCGAGCUCUUCAGAUUUCCAGUGGUAUUGAACACAUCGGCAACAUUCGUUGGGAGCUCGCUGGCACCUUACUGCUGGUCUGGGUGCUUUGCUACUUCUGCAUCUGGAAGGGCGUGCGUUGGACCGGCAAAGUCGUCUACUUCACUGCUUUGUUCCCCUAUUUCUUAUUGACCGUGCUUUUGAUUAGAGGAAUCACAUUACCCGGUGCCAUGGAAGGUAUAAAAUUCUACGUAAUGCCAAACAUGUCAAAGCUAAUGGAGUCAGAAGUGUGGAUCGACGCUGUCACACAGAUUUUCUUCUCUUACGGUCUUGGAUUGGGCACCUUGGUCGCUUUGGGAAGUUAUAACAAGUUUACCAAUAACGUUUACAAAGAUGCAUUGAUCGUGUGUUCAGUUAAUUCAAGCACAUCCAUGUUCGCCGGGUUUGUCAUUUUCUCCGUGGUUGGUUUCAUGGCUCACGAACAGCAGAGACCCGUUGCUGAAGUAGCUGCAUCAGGACCUGGUUUGGCUUUCCUGGCAUACCCAUCAGCAGUACUCCAACUUCCCGGCGCUCCACUCUGGUCAUGUCUCUUCUUCUUCAUGCUUCUUCUUAUCGGUCUGGACAGCCAGUUCUGUACUAUGGAGGGCUUCAUCACAGCUGUUAUUGACGAAUGGCCUAAAUUGUUGAGAAGGAGGAAGGAAAUUUUCAUUGCGAUUACUUGUUUCAUUUCGUAUCUGGUGGGCUUGUCUUGUAUAUCCGAGGGUGGCAUGUACGUGUUCCAAAUCCUCGAUUCCUACGCGGUCUCCGGUUUCUGUCUACUGUUCCUGAUCUUCUUCGAAUGUGUUUCCAUCUCGUGGGCCUUUGGGGUGAACCGCUUCUACGAUGGCAUCAAGGAAAUGAUUGGCUACUACCCAACUAUAUGGUGGAAGUUCUGCUGGGUUGGAUUCACUCCUGCUAUUUGUAUUAGCGUGUUCAUCUUCAACCUGGUGCAAUGGACUCCAAUCAAAUACAUGAACUAUGAGUAUCCCUGGUGGUCACACGCCUUUGGUUGGUUUACGGCACUCUCUUCUAUGCUCUGCAUUCCUGGAUAUAUGAUUUACUUGUGGCAUGUCACUCCUGGGACGAGACAGGAGAAAUUCAACACAAUAGUGCGUAUCCCAGAGGACGUACCAACGCUCCGCACCAAGAUGCAGGCUGAGGAACUAGCAAAACACACUAAGGCUUAAAAUCUAGACUCGUAGUCUAAUACUUAAGACCUAAAAGAUCUCAGGAAAAUGAGAGAUUUCUGAAUGACAUUGUGUUUUCGGAUGUGUCAAUUUGAUGAACUUAUUGUGGUUAAUAUUUUGCUAUAUAUAUUAUUAUUAUAAGUAUAUAUUGCACUAGAUUCAGAAUUAUAUAUAUUUAUGCAAAGGAAUAAAUUUUAGAAAUAUAUGAAACACUCGCUCAAUUUUCUAAAAACUAAGGGGUAAACAUGUUUAUAGAGCUACUAUAAAUUAUGAGCUGUUACAGAUAAAUUAUUUUAUACAAAAACAAAUGUAUUAUUACAUUCAUUCAAAUAUAAUAUUAUAAUAGAGUUUUAGCAAAAUAUUAACAACACAAUAAUAAACAACAGAAGGAACGGCGAAAAAAAUUCUAAAUCAUUCACGCACAACACAACUAUAUCUAUUACUUCUUUGUGCCAAUUUUAUACGUGCCAAAGAUAAUAUACCAAAGGUUAUAAAUAUAUCAUGCCAAAGUUAUAUAUUAUUAGUAGAAUUCACCUAUAUUUCAAAUAUAUUAAAUGAUAUUGAAUUCUAUAUGUAUGCCGUUUUAGUUUAAUGGUUUUGUGGGUGCGUUGCGACGCGUUCAUGUAUGUUUAUACUUUAAACUAUAUUUUAAGAUGUGUUAUUUUUAGUUGUAAGAAAAAUAUAUCUUGAUUAUAAUAUUAUUACGAUCGUAUGUUUGUGGAUUUCAUUUAAUGAAAUGUUAAUUAUCUGUUACUGUUGUCUUCCAUAAUGGUUAAUGCUUUAGAUAUAUGAAUAUUCAAUAAUUUAUGCAGUUAUAUUUUUAUUUCCUGGCUUUAAUACGUACUUGCUUUU